Molecule: messenger RNA, 1356 nt
Organism: Cucurbita maxima (winter squash)
Lineage: Eukaryota; Viridiplantae; Streptophyta; Magnoliopsida; Cucurbitales; Cucurbitaceae
Exons: 1
Coding region: 1-1356 (451 amino acids)
Molecular function (GO): protein binding
Source: RefSeq, a predicted model, not a curated record
AUGGAUAGCUACGGUUACAACACUUUCCCCGAGUCCGGCGACUCCUCCUCUCGCUCCGCCGAGAUCGACUCAGAAACCGCCCCUCCCUGGGACGACUCUGCCCAGCUCCAGAACCAGAACUACAAGGUUAAGUUCCUGUCCAGCUACGGCGGAAAGAUCCACCCUCGUCCUCACGACAACCUCCUUUCUUAUGUCGGCGGCGAGACUAAGAUCUUCGCCGUUGACCGCUCUAUUAAGUUUGCCUCCAUGAUCGCUAAGCUUUCGUCUCUCUGUGACUCUGACGUUACCUUCAAGUAUCAGCUCCCCGGCGAGGAUCUGGACGCGUUGAUUUCGGUUUCGAAUGAUGAUGAUCUCGAGCACAUGAUGCACGAGUACGAUCGUCUCUGUCGGGCGCCCGGGAAGCCCGCUCGGAUGCGGCUAUUUCUGUUUCCGGUUAAUCAGAGCCCUAGCUUUGGGUCCGAUGGAGGUAGGUCCGAUCGGGAGCGAUUUGUGGAGGUUUUUAGUUCUGGUUCGAGCCGUGGAGGCGAAGCGCCUAAGCAAUCUGUUCCAAAUAAGGUGGAAUUUCUGUUUGGUUUGGAUAAGAGUGGAAUCGCGCCUCCUCCUCCGCCGCCUGUGGCGUUGAAAUUGCACGAUCCGGUGCCGGAGGUGGUUUCUCCGCCGAUUGAAUCUGUUGCUAGACCUGUUCCGGGAGAUCGAAUCACGGUAUCGGAUCCUGCCGUUCAUCCGGCCGAGAUUCAGAGGCAAUUGCAGGAAUUACAGAGGUUGCAUAUCAGCGAACAGGAGGAAGCCGCGGCGUAUCGAAGGAGAGACUACGGCGGUAAUUUCCACGCGCCGCCGGGAUUCCAGAACCCAGCCUCAUACUGGCCUGAAAAGCAGGUUUCCGGCGGACCGGACAAUCCGCCGGUCUACAUGAUUCACGCUCCCGGUGCGGUUUAUCACUCGCCUCAACAUCCGAUGGCUCGACCGGUAACCUCUCCGCCGGCAAAUCAAGGCUACUACGCCGUACAGCGUAUGUCCUCGAAUAUUUACCGCGAGCAACCGGUUUACAAUGUCGUACAGCCUCCACAGCCGCCGUAUCCAACCACUUCAUCACCGUCUAUGCCACAACAACCUUCAAAGGUCGCUGCCUAUCCCAGUGGGGGUUCGACUCUGGCGCCAGACACAGGAAGACCGUACACCCAGGUGGCCUACGACAGCACCACCGGAAGACAAAUAUACUACACGGCCAGUGGAGCCGCCGUGGUAGCGCCACUGCCGCCGCCUUGCCAGGGGGUGUCAGCGCCCGUGAAUGGCGAUAUUAGAACAGGAGCAGUGGGGCAGGAUGGGAAGCCAAAGAUUUCGCAAGGUCUUGUUUGA